GUCAAUGUCACGAGACCGUUCGCGGCCGCCAACAUUGCCUCACUCAAGGCUGAAGUUCUAAGGUUGCCUUCAUGGAAGAGCAUUAAUGAUUUCGAGUAUAAAUAGUCGCCAAUAGUGCCAGUCUGAAAUACGUCGUCUCAUGCAUCAUCUUCUAGUCACUGCAUUGCAUUUCCAUCUGAACUACAUACUCUAACAUCAAACAAAAAUGGCCGACACCACUGAAGAGACUCGGGUUUCAACCCCUAUCUGUCACUCUGAGGAGGACAAGACUGUUCAUGAGGAGGCCGCUGCCGCUUCUGUCGAGGCUUUCAGCGUGAGCGCCGCCGCGGCGCUCAACGGUGACCAGACCAAGGCACUCAAGAUUCACAACGACGGCCGAAAGACCAAGGGCUGCCCUGCACUGAAAUGGGACAGCACUUUGGCCCAGCAUGCACAGACGUGGGCCAACCAUCUGGCUAAGAUCGACAAAAUGGAACACUCGAAGGGCGACCAGCGUCCCGGUGAGGGCGAGAACUUGGCUUGGUACUCCAACUCUCCUCAGAAUCCUCUUUCAGGUGGUGCUCAGAUGUGGAUGAACGAAGCGAAGGAUUAUCAUGGCGAGCCUAUUGGACAAGGAGACUUCAGCAAAUACGGUCACUACACUCAAUGCAUGUGGCGAUCGACCACCAAGGUUGGCAUGGCCAGCGCCAAAUCUGCCAAGGGCGGGACCUACAUCGUCGCUCGUUACUCUCCGCCUGGCAACUGGAUGGGCCAGAAGCCCUACUAGAGGGUCUCUCAAAGUGGCUCCUGAUAUUCGGAAGAACUUUUUUCUUGAACGCGGCAAUCACUCGUUGGACUUUGUUUCCCAUUUCUCUCAAUCCCAGAAUCAUUGGGCGCAUCUAGAUCGUUAGGGUUGAGCCAAUACUGCAUAUCUCAUCAAAUCGAGACCUCCUAUACG
This is a messenger RNA of Diaporthe batatas, 937 nucleotides long. RefSeq lists its product as uncharacterized. The transcript has 3 exons. The record is from RefSeq and is a predicted model, not a curated record. Lineage: Eukaryota; Fungi; Ascomycota; Sordariomycetes; Diaporthales; Diaporthaceae. The coding region runs from base 206 to 766 and encodes 186 amino acids.